Fibroporia radiculosa is the source of this 1689-nucleotide messenger RNA. RefSeq lists its product as uncharacterized. The transcript is spliced from 4 exons. Gene Ontology annotation, cellular component: endoplasmic reticulum; ribonucleoprotein complex; nuclear outer membrane-endoplasmic reticulum membrane network. Gene Ontology annotation, biological process: intracellular mRNA localization. NCBI's taxonomy places the organism in Eukaryota, Fungi, Basidiomycota, Agaricomycetes, Polyporales, Fibroporiaceae. Bases 1 to 1689 code for a protein of 562 amino acids. The record is from RefSeq and is a predicted model, not a curated record. Gene Ontology annotation, molecular function: mRNA binding.
AUGGCCGCUGCAAAAUCUAAGACUGCUACCGCUAAUGGCGCCGGUAAGAAACCAAAGGCGUCUGCGUCUUCAACGAACGGUUCUGCCGCCCCAAACGGUACUGCUGGUCAUUCCACUCCCACACCCGUCGAGGUCACCUCGGACAACUUCGAGCUUGCUGUCUAUGCCUCCGGAAAGCCCGAAAAGACUGUCUAUGAGCGUGAGCAGGAGAAAAUCAAAGCUCUAAUUGAUGGCGUGCAGCUUAAAGUUUCUGCGGUGAAGGAAAAGAUCAAUUUGACAUCAAAGAACGGGCCAGGCAAUGACCGACGCAACACUCUUCGAGCUGAACUGGAUGGUCUCCGUGACCAGCAAUCCACCAGCAAGAUUUCGCGUGGGAAGACCUUCGACCAGCUCAAGUCCAUCCAGGAUGGUGUCCAGAAGAAGGUCAAGGAUCUAAAUGCCGCCAAAGCCAAGGCGCCUUACAAAACCAUCGCUGAGCUCGAUGACCGCGUCAAACAACUUGACAAACAGGUCGAGUCCGGCAAUCUGAAACUCGGCGACGAAAAACGUGCGCUUGCUGAGAUCAGCCAACUGAAACGCAGCCGCCGGAUCGUCGAAGGUUUCGAAGCAGAACAAGCCUCUAUUGAGGCAGACCGCGCAGCCGCGGACGAGCUUCGCAAGAAACUGGACGACCCCGAGGCAAAGGCUGUCUCGGACCGCUACGACGCGAUCAGAGCCGAGCUUGACGAACUCAAGAAAGAGAGCGACGAAGCGUUUGCGAACCGAAGUAAGUUGCUAGACGAACGCACAGCGUUGCAGGCGCAGCUCGAUACGUUCUACAACUACAAGCGUGAGUCUGCGCAACGUUUCCGCGAAGCAAACGACAAACACUGGACGAAGGUCAACGAGGAGCGUGCACGUCGCGCAGAGCGACAAAGAGCGCAACGCGCAGCGGAUGAGGAAGCAAAGAAAAACGAGAUUGCUGAGCGGAUUCGCGACGAGGCGGAGAUACCGGCGUUCCAGGCGCAGAUCGAGGAUUGCCAAACACUCAUCGAUUACUUCUUAGGCAAGAACGCGACACCGUCACUUUCCACCGCUCCUGUGGCAGCCAAAACCGAUCUGUCGGGUGUGCCCAAGCUCGAGCUGCGAAAGGUCGAACAGGGCCCUGGCGAUGGUCUGAUCGUCCGGAAGAAGUCGAACAACGACGAUGAUGCGUACUUCGUAGCCAGCUCGCGCAAGGGCUCAAAACAGAAGAAGAAUGGAGCCAAGCCGAGCUCUCCGUUAGAGGCAACCAGUACCGCUGCAUCAGGGAGCCAGACUCUGCACGUUCCCCUUCCGACGCUCUCAGCCCUUCUGUCUCUUUCGAUAGCGCCACCGACUUCAACGACUGACGUCCCGCGCGUCGUUGAAGACCUCAGAGGGAAAAAGACAUGGUAUGAGGCAAACCAAGCUCGCGUCACCGCCGAGAACAAGGAGAAGGCGGAGACCAAAAUCCGGCAGCUCACCGGAAAGGGUGAGCCUAAGGCCGACGUACCUCCAUCGGAGGAGCUCGCACCACCUAAUGGCGAUGGCGAGCGACCGCCAGAGCCUGUACCCACACCGGCCGAUGUCGAGGCGCCAUCUGUUGCUGUUCCCAGCGAGGACGUUGUAGAGAAGCUGGAGACAGUUCAGGAGCAGAACGGCGACGCAGACGUUGCCGAGGACGAGUGA